UAAAAAGACGACACGACGACAGCGCGAGGAUCGCCCACGCUCCCUCAUCGAUGACGGGUGUCGACGCUGUAUGCAGAAAAGAGGAGUUGCAGGGACCACGCAUCGCAGUCAGGUCAUAGGAGACUUGACUUCUCCAGCCCCCCUCCGUUCAGCCACACAGGCCCAGGGUCAAGGUAGGUGCGAUGUUAGUGAUUUCCGUGUGACUUCUCCACUUGACGUGAAUUCCGCGCCCGGUGAUACAGUCAUUCAGCCCGGCACCAGCUCUCGGUGCAGAAAGGGAGCCUUCCUCGACUGUCCUGCCGUCUCCUCCAACCAAGAGUCUCAACAAGUACUUGAUUCGAAUCAGAAUCCCCAGGUCGGCCUCCCAGCGAGGAUGCCGACGCGGUGCGACGUGCCGCGAUCGCAAGCACGCGUUCUACACGCGAUGCGAUCGUGGGCGCGCACCCCCAAGCGACCGACAGUGUUGGUCAGAGAUACCAAAACAUCACCGUGGAGCUAAAGUGCGAUGAAGCACAUACACGGUUCGACAGGAAGUGUAUAGUACGCGGGGAUGUCGUGGUGGU
Messenger RNA from Acanthoscelides obtectus, 563 nucleotides. Lineage: Eukaryota; Metazoa; Arthropoda; Insecta; Coleoptera; Chrysomelidae. The record is from the annotation of a GenBank genome assembly.